Messenger RNA from Aspergillus ochraceoroseus IBT 24754, 1346 nucleotides. Its product is annotated as exosome non-catalytic core subunit RRP42. The record is from RefSeq and is a predicted model, not a curated record. The coding region runs from base 186 to 1346 and encodes 386 amino acids. Gene Ontology annotation, cellular component: nuclear exosome (RNase complex); cytoplasmic exosome (RNase complex). Gene Ontology annotation, biological process: U5 snRNA 3'-end processing; U1 snRNA 3'-end processing; TRAMP-dependent tRNA surveillance pathway. The transcript has 3 exons. Lineage: Eukaryota; Fungi; Ascomycota; Eurotiomycetes; Eurotiales; Aspergillaceae.
AAAAGUUGUUGCAAGCUCUCUUUCUCUUAGAAUAUAGCAUGAACAACCUGCUUUAGUGAUGGUCAGCCUGUGAUUCCACACACAACUGCUGCAAUUUUGCACCAGACCCCUGAUUCCGCCUACGAAACCCUCCCCAUUCACAUUCUUUUUUUUUUCUUCUCCCCUCUCUGCCUUCAAUUAUUUCAAUGGCAGCCCAACGACAAGCCUCAUCCGCCUCGCAAACCCCCCAUCUCUCCCCCGCCGAACUCUCCUACCUCUACACCUCCCUCGGCCUCCCCGGAACCCCUAUCCGCCCCGACGGCCGCUCCCCCACGCAAUUCCGACCCCUCACAGCCGAAACCGACAUCCUACCAGGCACGAAUGGCAGCGCGCGCGUGGGCUUUGCAGAUGGCACGCAGGCGAUUGUCGGCGUCAAGGCGGAAGUCGAGAAGACAGCGCUGGGGGCGGACGCGCUGAGUCUGGCGCAGCGCAUGUCGGUUGAGGAGUAUGCGGAAACUCUCCAGAAUGACGGGGACGAGUCGUCGUCCACGGGCGGUGCGAUGUCGAUUGAGAUCCCUGGGUUUCGGGCGGAUGAUGCGUUGCCGGUGUUUUUGGCCGAGAUGAUGCGCGAGCCGUUGAUUGAGUCGGUUUCGGCUGGGGAGAUGGCUGGUGGGUUGAAGGGGAGGCUUGUGAUCAAUCGACGGUGGCAUUGGAGGUUGCAUCUUGUUGUUCUGCUACUUUCUCAACCACUCUCUUAUCCUCUUCCCCUCCUCUCUCUCACCACACAUCUCGCUCUCCUCUCAACAAAACUCCCCAAGCUCAAAUCCAAGGGCGAGGAAGACCCGUUCUUCGACGACGACUGGAACGCCGCGGAAUAUCUUUACCCACGCCUCACAGCUCAGAGUCACCACCGCUCUAUUCCUGGCCCCGCAUCCCCGCUCCAUAAAGUCCGUCCACCAGUAACGCUGCUCGUCAUCUCCGUGGCGGAGAAUGUGGUUUUCGAUCCGAGCCGUGAGGAAAUCGCCGUGGCGGAUGCCGUGCUCGCCGUCUCGGUUGCAUAUGACAGCAACUCAGACCGACUCAAGUUACUUUCUAUCCGCACAGUAGAUCCGCCGUCUCGGCUUACGCAGCCGGGUGUCCCGACCUCGGAGAAUGCGACUACCUUGGGCGCUGGGGGUGCGGGCGUGGCGGAGGAGUCGGUUGUGGUGAAUCCGUCUACGGGGGAAGAGGAAGUGCCCGGUGUGUGGCGGCCAAGACGCGGGGGGGUGAAGCGGGCUACCAUUGCGAGGAUAGUCAAGAUGGUGCUUGAGAAGGGAGGUGUUGGAGAGGAGGUUCUAGAAGGUCUCGAGGGAGUGCAGGUUGGAUAA